Messenger RNA from Doryrhamphus excisus (bluestripe pipefish), 2328 nucleotides. It is a transcript of the gene riok3, whose product is annotated as RIO kinase 3 (yeast). Gene Ontology annotation, biological process: protein phosphorylation. Lineage: Eukaryota; Metazoa; Chordata; Actinopteri; Syngnathiformes; Syngnathidae. Gene Ontology annotation, molecular function: protein serine/threonine kinase activity; ATP binding. The record is from RefSeq and is a predicted model, not a curated record.
UAAUGCACUUCCUGUUGACUCUGGGUUCUGGCCUGACCGGAAGCACCUUCAGCUCCUCUCUCCGUUUACGACAAAUUUCGUCUUUGUAACCUCAUCUUAAUCUUCUUUUAAUCGUUGCUGGAACUACCACAAUAUUAUCUUUGCGUGUCACGUCGUGAUAAAAUUGGUUGUCGUUUUGUUUCGUACAUUCAAUCGACCUGCUAAGCUUCGUCGUGAGCCACCUUUCACUCGAGGAAUCAAACUUGAAAAUCAUGGAUCAAAGUGGAGUGACAGCUCACACACAAAAGAGCCCAUGGGGUCCGGCGGUGCCAGCAGCCCCCUCCUGCUCACUAGCUGAUGUAAUGAGCGAGCAACUGGCCCGGCAGCUGGAUGAGGAGAACCAGACGUUCCCAAGCCUCAUUGAUCCAGCAGAUUUAUUGUUGUCCGAUGAUGCUCCGGACACGGAGAGUGACCUGAUGCUCGCUCAGAUGCUGCAGAUGCAGUUUGAUCGUGAGUUUGACGAUCAGCUGCGUCGCGAGGAGAGGAAGUUCAAUGGAGAAAGCAAAGUGUCCAUCUCCUUCGAGAACUACCGCAUGGUGCACCCGUACGAGGACAGCGAUAGCUCAGAGGACGAGGUGGACUGGCAGGACACCAGACACGACCCCUACAGGGCAGAGAAGCCUCAGACCACGCCCAGGAAAGGGUUCACUGGGAAAGGCAAGAACAUCACAACCAAACAUGACGAAGUGAUGUGCGGCCGCAAGAAUACUGCCCGCAUGGACAAUUUUGCCCCCGAGGUGCACGUGGGUGACGGUCUGGGCAUGGACCUCAAGCUGUCCAAUCAGGUGUUUAACUCGCUCAAGCAGCACUGUUACAACGAGCAGAAGCGCAGCGCCAGAGUGCACGAGAAGAAGGAACACUCCACUGCCGAGCAAGCGGUGGACCCCCGCACUCGUCUGCUCAUGUACAAGAUGGUGAAUGCCGGCGUGCUGGAGAACAUCAACGGCUGCAUCAGCACCGGAAAAGAGUCAGUGGUCUUCCAUGCAAAUGGAGGAAGCCUGGAUGAGCAGCCUGUCCCAGACGAGGUGGUCCUAAAGGUGUUUAAGACCACCCUGAACGAGUUCAAGAACCGCGACCGCUACAUCAAAGAUGACUACCGCUUCAUUGAUCGCUUCACCAAGCUGAACCCUCGAAAGAUCAUCAGGCUGUGGGCCGAGAAGGAGAUGCACAACUUGACCAGGAUGAAGAAGGCGGGGAUUCCUUGUCCAGACGUGGUCCUGUUGAAGAAACACAUCCUGGUCAUGUCGUUCAUUGGCAAAGAUCAUGUCCCUGCUCCUAAACUGAAGGAAGUCAUGUUAAGUUCUGACGACAUGAAGGACGCUUUCUACCAGGUCUUAAAUGUGAUGCAACAGCUGUAUCAGGAAUGUAAUCUGGUUCAUGCUGACCUCAGUGAAUACAACAUGCUGUGGCACCAAGGAAAGGUGUGGCUGAUCGACGUCAGUCAGUCUGUUGAGCCGAUGCAUCCUCAUGGCCUGGAGUUCCUCUUGAGAGACUGCAGGAAUGUUUCCACGUUCUUCCAGAAGAGAGGAGUGAGUGAGGCGAUGAAUGCCUUUGAGCUUUUCAACACUGUGACCGGACUGAACAUUCCGAUUACAGAGGAUGAGGCGGAGUUUGUUGCUGAGAUUGUGGCAUUGGAAAAGAGGAAUGAGGACCACGUCCAGCGGCGUGGAAAGAAGAUGUUCCCGGUGGCCUCAGAAGACCCCCCUUUAGAAGUAGACGCUGAUGACUAACGCUUACACAGGCUUGCUCUCUCUUCACCAUGUUGAAGAAGCCAUUAAGAUGGCACCGCCCACCAACUGCUUCCUUUGCUCAAGCAGGAACACAGCGCCUCCUGCUGGCCGCACUGUGUUGACGUCCUGCUUUUGAGGAAGCUUCUUAAUCUUUGAUUGGUUCCACUGUGAGGUCAUCAGAAUACACAACACAGUUUAACACUUGUUGGAAGAUUGGGGUGGUUUGCUCACAUUUGGGCCAGUGGAUCAUAAUUAUAACUUACAAUGUGGAGCAGGCGAGAGUAGAUUGUGUGAUUGUUGAUCAUCAGCAGCUUUGUUUUCAAGAAGGAAAAUGAUUCAGUGUUAGCAAUCGCUUGGGGAGAGAAUGUAUGCAAAGUGCACCUUCAAGCCUCUUGAAAUAAAAAUUCUAAACCCUAACAUCAGUACGUGAACAGCACACAACUGUGUAGUGCACUUUCACACAAUCAUGCAUUCUUGGUCUCCAGUUGCUCUUCACUGUUACUUAACUUCCUGUCUUGUUCUUCAAAAUAAAAAUGAUUGCGCCAAUGAUGGAUGUUGU